GGUGGGCUGCUGCCGGGACACACACACACAGACACACAGACACGCACACACCGGGAGUUCAGCCCGGUUCCGGACGGCGCGUGCGUGCCGUGCACAGGUGUGCGUGCGUGUGCGCGCGCCAGCCUCUCGCCUGAAUUAAAGCCCCAUUCUCUCCCCCCGCGGGCACGUGCACGGAUCCGCACGCUUCUUUGUUUUUAUCCUGAAGAGUUUUUAAUUUUUAUUUCAUUUGAGAAGCAGACGGGCAGAGAGCCGCGCGUGUGCGUGCGUCCGUGCGCCGGCGUGCACGUGCGCGCCCACGCCGCCUCCCGGUGCAGAGCGGCACGCGGCGGAUCGAUGAGGAUGAUCGGAGGCUCGUGAUCCGCGUGUUUCCUCCACUUGUGGAUUUAAUGGGAGUCGCGGCGGAGAGGCGCGAGCCGCGGCGGAUUUAAAGGUCACGGCGGCGGCGCGAGGACACGGUAGACACCGGCGCCCCCUUCAGGAUGAAUCCCUUAGCUGCUCUCAGUGUUGAUCGCAGCGCUCUGAUGGGAGAAAACUUGCGCCCCCAUGGGGCAGUUUUCUACCCAACCAUCCACCCACUGUCUGCAGAAAAGCCCCAGGAACCUGCCGCCUCGCUCCCGCUGGGCUAUGAGCUGUUGUACAAACCAGACGUUUCACUGCUGGAGGGACAAAAAGCUGCUAACGGCUACAUUGGACUCUAUAAGAACCCACCCCCAAAGUCUCUGCUGAUCCCGGCUGCAGGAGGGGACAGUGGCCUUGGAUUGGACCGCCGAGUGUUACACGGCGAAAAGCAAGCAGAGCUGAGCCUGAAUGGUGCUGGUAGCUUCCUAAGGUUACCCUGGAUCAGCUCUUACAGUGAUGCCACCAUGUACCCAUUCUUGGAUAUGGCGUACAAAGCCUCCUUUCUGUCCCAGCCAUCACACUUUAUCCAUCAGCAGCUGGCAUACCAGUCUUUGUGUGCUGCUGGGACUGGAGGCAGCACACCAGGGGAGGACAGACUUUUCUACCUGCCUCCCUUCGCACAGGCUCAUAUGUCCUCCCAGCUCGGACCGCCAAUCAGAAUGUCUCCAGCUACUUCAGCUACAGUGCUUUCACCGUUACCACAUAGCCAGGAUAAGAUCCUGCAGGGUCUCAGUCCUCAGGUGCACCAAGAACCGUCUGCCUUCAGCACCAGUCCUCAAAUUCAUCAAGACCCCCCGAGUCAAACUGGCCACCGUACUGAGAGACCACAUGGUAACAGUUUACCAAAGUCCAGUCAGACCACUUUGACCAAGAACACACUGAACAGAAGCAGCAGCAGUGGUGGUUCAGCUGGUACCACCAUCUUGGAUUCGCCUCCUGUUUCCCGUCAGCCAUGUUCAGUUCCCUCAGUCCAACCUCUCAACAACACCAGUACAGACCUCCAAACAUCCAUUUACACAAGCACCUCCUUGUCCUCGUUGCAUCACGCGUUCUCCGUGAGCACCGGGCACUGCUCUCCCAAACACUCCAGUGGCAACAAAACCAAAGACACCAACUCCUGUGCAUCACCGAAUCCCGUGAAGACGCUGUUGGACCGAGCUGUACCUCAAAAAAUGGCCAAAAAUCCUGGAGAGAAACCUUUGGAUUUGUCUGCCAAAGAGUUAGAAGCAAAUGGAUUUCCAGCCAAACUGGAUGCCCUAGCAAAGUUGGGAUAUCUGCAACCAUCUCGUUAUGGACUCUUCACCAAUCAGGACCAGCUCCUCAAAGAGGGGCUCCCUCCAACUGUAAAUACUGUUAACAUAUCAGAAAAGACUCCAGAUCAUCCUGAAGUUAUUGGCACUGCAUCCUCCACAUGGGCUGUGCCUAGUUCAUUGCAGUCUCUGAAAAAUAAGAAUGUAGAAAAUACUAAUCGACCGCAACCUUCACGCUCACCUGGUGCCACAACAGUUGAGUCAGUAAAUGCAUCUAGUUCUACCUCAAGUGGACGACUUCCUGUAGUGGCACCUUCUUCAAAGUCCAAAGUUGUUUGGCCUCAAGCUCCCCAAGCGGAUUCUGAGAAAAUCUCACCAACAAGCAAAAUAGUGACUCCUGCAACAUCUGAGCCUCAAGAGGUCCAAUCGUAUCGGCAACAGCAGCAACGCACAGAAAACAGAAGCGCUUCUGGCCAAGUGUAUGGAGAUUCCUACCUCCCACCUGGUUUAGGUUACACAAGCCGCUACAUCCCAUAUUCAGUUGCAGAGAAUAUUUCACUGCAGCAAAUACCAAUUCAAGGAAAAGGACCUGUGUACCCCCAUCCAAUGUUACUUGGUGGUGGCCCUUUUUACACGACUCACAUCACACCAAAACAUGGCCUGUCUUAUGGAGUACACCCUUAUCAGACGUCCCAGGAGAUGGUCCCAACUGUCCUUCCAAUUUACAACAAAGACGAGCUUGAGAACAGGUCAAAUCACCAGGAUAAGAUAUUCAAUGUGGACUCAUACCGGAACCAGGAGACUCCAAGCUCCCAUGCCAGUAAUAAGGAGAAAGAAAAGUCCUCAAACCAAACCACAAAGGCUUCUGGGAAAAGCCACACUGCUGUUAGAGAAGACAUUGUUUGCAUUGACCUCGUCCAUGAUGAGCUGGAUGAAGAUAUCUCUCGAAAGUGUAACUCUUCUGAGCAAGGUGCUGAUGCACGCUGCCACACCCAAGACAAAGAGCCUCUAAAAGGCAGCCCUCUGGGCCGAGGUAUAGACCGGUUGCCGGGCUUAUUGCAUAGCUCCUCAUCACCCCCUUCAACUACUCAGGAGGUCUCCGAACUGGAACCGCUGAGUCCAUUUCCAGAUGUUCCAGAGGAGAUGACAAUGCGAUGUGCCCGAACGUGUCCACAGCAGUACUCAAGAAAAAAUAAACCUGGAGUAUCUGGAGGUGCUCCAAACCUCAUGACACGUGGUGCCAGUGGAAAUAGUGUAAUUCAUAAAACUAACCCAGAUUCUUCUGGGAAAAAUAAUGUGAAACUGCCACACAAUCCCCUUGAAGAUGGCCACUCAGUGAUUCCUGCUGGUGGGGAAGGUUCAUCAAGAAAUUCCACUAGCUUGACGAAUGUGGAGUCAGUGUGUGGACUCGCUAACCAAAAGAAUCCUACACUUUGCACCAGUAAGGUGCCAAACUGUGGCGACAUCAGUCAGCAGGCCCCAACAACGUUCAAUGUUAACCCCAAGGUCGAAAGCGCCAGUGCUCUACCCACUGUCAGCAGAGACACGAACAGUCAGAGCUUCAUCAGCAGCAAUCAGGUCGGAUCAUGUUGCAGAAAUGUUAUGUUGAAGACUUCAAGUUGUGAGCCAACGCUCUUCAGUGGGACUCCAACCUUCAGGAGUGUCAACUCCCAGUGUGCAAAUGGAGACAGCUGCAAUCUACAAUCGACCUGCACAAACCGCACUCUGACGAUUCCGAUGUCUGGAGGCCAUUUUUCUGAAUGUCCAACCUGUCCACAAUUUCCACCCCCUGGCGGAAGUUUCAGGAGGACUCCAGAGCCACCAGUCAACAAGGACUCGUCCUCCCUCUGUGGAGACCACGCGCAGGAGGACUCCGGCAUCCAACACGGCUCCGACCUGCUGGAGGACGAGGACGAUGGUGCCUCCUGUGGUCGGAGCCGCCGAUGCGGCCUCGCCAAGCGCAUCGAAAAUUCAUCCGGCUACGUGGGCGACCGUUUCAAAUGUGUGACGACGGAGCUUUAUGCCGACUCCAGCCAGCUGAGCCGGGAGCAGAGAGCGCUGCAGCGUGCAAUGCUGCGCUUCUCCGAGCUCGAGCUCAAGGAGAAAGAGGGAGUAAGAGGAGGAGAAGAGGAGGAGAAGGAGGAGGAGGAGGAGGAGGAGGACCUGGCAGGCGGCCAGCGGGGAGACGGCGAGAGGCGGGGGGAGGAAGGAGAGGAGGAGGGGUGGGAGCGCAGCCAGCGAGGAGGAGGAGGAGGGGGAGGAGGAAGGACUCCCACUGCAGCCGCCGUCGAGGCUCCGAGAGGUUCAGUUCCUGCCUUACCUCAUGGCCACCUGCUCAAAGAGAGACAUACAGACGAGGAACAUCCCGAGGAAGAGCAUCACAAACAACAAGAUCAUCAACAGCAGCAGAGGUUCCUCCCAGCGCCCAGAGGCCUGUUUCAGGCGUCCUCACUGGGAUUCACGGGCCCCAACCCUGCGGUGGUGAUAAACCGGCGACGCCUCUUCAGCCUGGAGCCAUUUCAUCAGAGCAGCAUCGUCAGCGGGCGUCUGAAACGAGGGAGGGAGGAAGAGAAGGAGGAGGAGGAGAAGGAGGAGACCGGCCAGACUGGGAACACAAACAAGAAGCUGGCUAGUGACUCCACUCCGGACGACGUGAAGAAGCUCAAAGUCUGCAUCGAGCUUAACGGCCUACGGCUCAACAAGCCCCGCCUCCCCGGGGAGCUCGGCCAAUGGCUGCCCUCCGAUCGGAGGCUCUCGGCGGAUGCCUCUUCUGUCGGUACGAAAUCGGAGGUCAACGGAGGCUGGAGCGACGGCGACUCGAGAGUUUUCCAUGCAGCCCCGCCCUCCUUCCCCGACCAAUGUCCUCGCCUACCAAGUGGCUCUACCUCCCGGCCAUCGCCAUUGGCCUCUCUGGCCUCGCUGGCCUCGUCCCGCCUCCAGGACAAACAUCAGAGGCUGAGGGAGAGUCGUCGGUCCACCGCCUUCCUGCCCUCUCUUCCCCCGUCCUACUCUUCUUCACCCACCUUUCCCCAACUUGGCCAUGACGACAAUCCCGACAGGCCGAAGGGAAAACGCCCCUGUAAACUGAAGCACACGGCUGGAUCCGAGGGUGCCAACGAUGAAGGAGAGUCCAGAGGAGCCAGUGACCAGGAAGAGGAGCAGAGGGGGAAGGAGGUUUCACCGCCUCCCUCUCCACGACCCGUCCCUCCUGAGGUUCGUCGCCUCAUUGUGAACAAAAACGCCGGAGAGACGCUGCUGCAGCGCGCCGCCCGUCUGGGAUACGAGGAGGUGGUGCUGUAUUGCUUGGAGCGUCGCAUCUGUGACGUGAACCACCGGGACAAUGCCGGCUACUGUGCUCUGCAUGAAGCGUGCGCACGUGGCUGGCUCGGAAUUGUGCGCCACCUGGUGGAGAACGGCGCCGACGUCAAUUGCAGCUCUCAGGACGGAACCAGACCGCUUCAUGAUGCCGUGCAAAACGAUCACCUGGAGGUGGUUCGUUUCCUGCUGGCCUGCGGCGCCGACCCCACCCUGACCCACUACUCCGGACGAGGACCAAUCAACAUGACCCACAGCGCCGCCAUGGAGACUUUUCUGGACGAAUACCUCUCUGACCUCCAGGGAAGGUCGGAGGGCGAUCCGGGAAUCUACUGGGAGUUUUACGGCAGCUCAGUGUGCGAGCCAUCCAGUGAAGGCGGAGUGUACAACGUCCUGGCUGAUCCACCGGGACCGGAGGAGGAGGAGGAGGAUGAAGAGAAUGAUGAAGAUGUAGAGCAGCAGGCCCGGAGAGAGGUGUUCGAGUUCGAGCUGUCCGAUCGACCACUGCUGCCCUGCUACAACAUCCAAGUGACCCUGUCUCAGGGACGGAGAAACUGGCUCCUCCUCUCUGACGUCCUGGGUCGCCUUCGGAUGACGUCGCGCUCUUUUCGCCGUCUCUUCCCACAGCUGAAUGUGCAGUCGCUGCCGGAGGACGAGUUUUACCGGCAGGCGGCGCUGUCGCAGCUUCUCACGAGCCCCGACGAAACGGAGCUGUCGUCCUUCAGGCCGGAUGUCCACGACCCCCUGGAACUGGUUGAGGCCACACCUGAACUUGCUGGCAUGCUUGGCUCCUCUGUAGAGUUUGUGGACAGUCGCCACGACACACUGGAACCCUCGCCGCCGCCUUCGCCGCCGCCGCCGCCACCUCCUCCGCAAUGUGUUCCACCACUGAAAUCGCCAUGCCAGGCUCCUGCUGUGGUCGACAGCGCGACCGCACAGUCUGGACUCCCUUCAAAAGUGAACAUGGAAGUUAAAGUGAACGCCAGUUUGUGGGAACCUCAGAGAGCUGAGAGUAACGGCGCCAAACCGCACGUGGUGACCAAUGCCAGCAUGUGGGAGCCAAAUCGAGUGUGUGGGAAAAACCCCGGAACCACUGACUCUUCCGAUCUGGACUGCACCAAAGACCGAAAACAAGGACAAGAAGUGUCGGUUGUCUCUUCCGUCAAAACUAUACAGGCAGUGGAGGUAAAAAUGUGGGAACCGCAGUGGGCGCCUGAGAAAAAACCUAGCUCUGAUGACUCAGCUCAACCAGACGCCACCACGGACUGUGAGCAGCGACAGGAAGUGUCAGUCAAAGCAGCGGAGGAGUCGGUGAACACGUGGGAACCACAACGACUCCGUAUUCGCAGUGCCACCUCAACGGAACGACCUCGGAGCAAGAAUCCUGGGAACCAUGGCAAUGCCACACAACCCACCAGAGUGAAUGAGGCACAUGUGUGGAAAAACCUUGGGAGUAAAAUGGACAGUGGGUCGGAGUCGGCUUCAGGUGACGCUGGCAUUUCUGAGCCACAGCGCCUCCGGAGUAAGACCACUGGAGUCCCCGCUCCUGCCAGGUCGGACGUUCCAACUUGUCCGGGGGUCAAGAGAGGCAGCAGUGAAGGUGGCACCGCUUGUGAGAACCACACAGCAAAGAGCCUGAAGCUGGACGACGCCUGGCAGAGGAACUUGGGAAACGUGCGGGUCCAUAUCCGCGACCUCGGCAUCAGAGUGACCGCCCUCCAGCGAGAUUUGAAAACCGAGGUGGGAAAAGUGACGGUGAAGGGUGGACGCGUCAAGACGCGUUCAUGAAACAUUUCCAUGGAAACAUGUACAUAGUUGUUUUUAUUUAUGGCUCGUGGUCUGUGUAAAUAUGACUCUGUUGCCGUGGUGAUGUCAGUUGGAGGUCUUUGUUACCUUUGUGUGUGCUUUUGUAAUUGGCAUCAUGUUGGUUUUCUUCUUCAUCCAAUA
Messenger RNA from Salarias fasciatus (jewelled blenny), 6911 nucleotides. Its product is annotated as BCL-6 corepressor-like. Gene Ontology annotation, cellular component: nucleus. The coding region runs from base 480 to 6752 and encodes 2090 amino acids. Gene Ontology annotation, molecular function: transcription corepressor activity; protein binding. NCBI's taxonomy places the organism in Eukaryota, Metazoa, Chordata, Actinopteri, Blenniiformes, Blenniidae. Gene Ontology annotation, biological process: negative regulation of transcription by RNA polymerase II. The record is from RefSeq and is a predicted model, not a curated record. The transcript has 12 exons.